Messenger RNA from Aspergillus novofumigatus IBT 16806, 329 nucleotides. RefSeq lists its product as uncharacterized. The coding region runs from base 1 to 213 and encodes 70 amino acids. The transcript is spliced from 2 exons. NCBI's taxonomy places the organism in Eukaryota, Fungi, Ascomycota, Eurotiomycetes, Eurotiales, Aspergillaceae. The record is from RefSeq and is a predicted model, not a curated record.
AUGGCAGUGAAGUCCGUCCUUGGGAGCCAGUCUGACGCGACUGGACGUCUAGCCAGAUGGCACUAUAGAUUGCAGGAGUACGAUGCUGAACCGGUUUGCAGCCCAAGGAAGUCACAGAAGAGGAAUCAUACCGCCCAUACCUACAAGACGAUUGGUACCGGCGGAUUGUUGGGAAGCUCCUCGCUGGAGACAUUGAUAAACGGUUCAAUCUAGUGAACGUCGAAGGCGAGUACCAUCUCGCUUACCGCGAGGCAAGCGGCCGUUGGGCACGAUGCGUCCUACAGACCGAACUGCCGGCGAUUCUAUAUGAGCUACAUGACAUACACGGC